AUGUGGUUAUUGGUAUCCAUUUCAACUGCUGGUCUUUUCAUUGCUGGUAAGAUUAUGUUACACAUUUAUUGUUUAAACUACUAUUAUCGGUAAAAGAUCCCGAGUCGGUCAUUAAUGGUAUGAUGUUUACGUUUAGUGAAGAUUUUUUUUCUGAACUAAAAGUGGACAAUUUCAAUGUUAUAAAUAUCUUUAGGACUUUUUGUUUUUUUUGAGAAAUAAUAUUUUAUUAAUUAUUGCAUACAUUUUAUUCUCAUAAGAAUGUGAUUUCUUUUUAAAAAUUCAUUAGAGUUCUCUAAAAAUUAAAACCUAACUAAAUCAAAAACUUGUUUUUAUAGUUAUUUUUUUUAAAACGCUGUGACAUUAUCAAGCAUUUUACCGUUGCUAGUAUGUACAGUGGGCAACUUUUAGUAACGUCACGAUUUUCCCUAACGAGACUGCGACUCGGAGCUUCUUAUAAACCAAAAUCUUCCAAAAAUGAAUACAAAAAAAAUAAAAAAUACACGUCCACAUACGUAUUUUUUUUAUAUUCUAACAAAAACCAAAUUUAGCAGGGGAAAAAAUUAUGUUUUUAUCAACCAGUUUUAUGGCAUUAAGUUGUCUUAGUCUCGUGUGAGCCGAAAAUUAUUUUAAACGUAAGCAUUUUUUUUUUACAUCCUUCCUUCAACGUCCCUUCUGUUCUUGUGUUUCUUUCGGGCUGGUUGUGUGGCCAAAUUUUUUUAUAGCUAAUUGACACACUUCCCGUCAACCUAUGAAAAUGAAAACAUGGCACAUAGACUCGGUGACCAUGAAAACAUAUUCUUUCAAAUUUUCAUCCCCAUCCCUAACCUCAACCCCCGAAAUUCAGUUUUUCAAAGGGAAAAUGAGAGAAAUAUGUUGUUAUUAAUUUCAUAAAAUAAAAUUCCUGAUAAUUUCGCUAAAUAUAUUGCAAAUGCGUAAUACUUUCUAGAAGGGGGGGGGGGGCGGCACUAAUUGGGAUUCUUUUAAAGUGCGUUGCUUGUAUGCAUGUGUCGUCAAAUGUUUAGCACCCUCCCCCACAGCUCGAUAUUACCGUUCAUAAAGUAUUUAUACUUUGUUUUUAAGGGUUGUUCAAUUGUUUCUUUUAACUAACCAUCCUCUAAAAUGACAACUUCAUAGACGCAUUGUUUGUUGGUGGUGCCUUCUCAGGGAAAGCUCUUUACUUUGAACAACUAGGAGACAUAGUUUCAGUGACUUUCAGCGUUCUGGGUGCGGUGGUGCGGACAGCACCUGGUGACACCCUUACAGGGAGAUGACGAAAAAUGGAAAAUGUAAAUUCGAACAUAUUCGUUCGUGAGUUGAUUUAAUAACAGAACUCACCGGAGCAGGUAUCCGAUGGAAUAUAGACCCACCAGAGCAGGAUGCCAACAGAGCAGGGUGUCACUAGAGUGGGUUCCAGCAAAGCAGGGUUUGGGAAUCUCUCUCUAUUUUAUUAUUUCACCUAGCACAAUUUGUCACGGUCUGUUGUUCAUGGCUUCGUGUGAGUUGAACAUUUCGUAGCCCAUCUACCGAGGGACAUUCCACGCUUCCUGGCCGUGCCAUGCUGUCAACUGGAAACGGUAAAUAGAAUAAUAUUGAUUUUGAUGAAGCUCUGGGCGUGUUUCACACUUCGAAGACUAGGAAAGUAAAGUUUUUUAAAUCUAAAUAUAUCAUUUUCGAUUAAGAGUAAUUGUUUUGCAUCUUUUCAACACUGCUACCUCAACUUAUGCUAUGUUUUCUUCUUAUGUCCUUCGUUGCUUUAGCACUUCCUUUACGAACUGUUCUGUAUAAUCUGGUCAAGAGACGCUCCGUGCAUGGUCCGGUGGAAAAUGAAUUAGGAGAAGGAGAAGAGGUUACACCAUGAGUUAGCCAACCAGGGUGUCACCAAACCUAUGACUCAUCACCUUAGUUGUACUGUUAACUAUCUUUCACGUAAUCUUUAGCGUCACGUCGUACAUUACAAGAACAGUUUUUAUGACUUUAUUUGUGAUUUUUUUUUUUUGUUAUCCAUAUAAAUGAUUCUUAAUAUCCGAAAGUGUGAUGCUAAUAAAGGAAGAGAGUAUUUUUGUAUGAUCUUUUUGAACUGUCUUUUUCAUGUAUGAUUCUAUAAACCGGCUGCAUCCAAGAAUCCAGUGAUCCGAAUAAAAGACGCCUAAUUUGAUUGUCACCUCAAUAGUUUUUGGUGUUCCAAAAAUGUUUUUUUUUUUUUUUAACAUUUUUAGUUUGCGCUCAACUGCAACCUAUCGUGAACAAACCAUUAAUUCCUAUUGGAGGGAUAUUCACGGUAACCUGCGAUGCCAAUCGUUUUCCUCCUGAUUCUAUUCCUUCACAUUGGAACGUGAUCACCGAGUUGAUUUUAGAGAGGAUAGCGGGUGGAGGACAAAGAGAACCAAUUGCUGUUUAUAGACCGUUUCCAAUUCCUGGAUUUUCUAAUGUAUCCAAGGUCAGUGAUUAGUUCGGUUUAAUCCCUGGACACUAAUGGAGAUGAGUUAUAGAAAUUUUAUGAUUUUUGUAAAAUAAAUUAUUGAGCUUUUUUAAAAAAUUAAAAAAAAAGUAUUGUUGGCAGCACUGCACAAUAGCUAGAGAGUAUUUUUUUGUUUAGCCGUUUUAUUCUGUUUAGCAUCCGUCAACUGAUAGAAUCUUUCCACGAGAUGAGUUUCAAAGACAGCUAUUAUUGCUUAUUUUUACUCUGUGUAGCAAGCAUAAUCCCAGCAUUGACUUUAACUAUCCAUCUUUGAAAAUUUUAACUUUUGACAGUUUAAGCGAUAACAUAAUGCCCAUUAAAUGCUUCUUCACAACAACAUUUACAUCAAGAGAUAAUUUAAGCUGUAUUUAACUCGAACGCUGAUGACAUGAUAUCUUUAACGUUUUUGAUACGGUCCGAUGCACGUAGACACAAGAACAGUGAAAGAGCCCACGACGGCUGUCUUUCGUCUAGGAAUGUUAACCCCAAGUCAGACCAGUGAGCCACUCGUAGAGAGAAACGCACACCAGCUGACCAUUGAUAUAAAGCUGGCUUGUUAUGGGAACUCUUCCAAUGACUAAACUUAUAAUCUAAUGAAACAUUACAACGUUUCCCAAAGUUGCUAUCCGCACAAAAUGAGACAAGAAAGAUGAUAAAAUAUUUUUUUAAAAUUCAUAAAUCUGGCACUGGUGCCUGGUGGAGUGUGAAACGUAUUCACUGGUCAGUUAAACUUAACUGUUAGCUGCCACUGCCCCUGAUCCACGACGGACUUAUCUUAAGUAGUUUGUUGUUACAAAUUUGAAACGAACGUACGAUUUAAAGAUGUGUUGUUUUUCCCCAUUGUUUAUUAGUUUAUUCCAACCGGAAGAAACUGGAUUGUUGAAGCUUCUGGAGGCAUUGCGUCCGUUGACCCUCCGACCAACAACAAAGCGACAAUAAAGAUAGAAUGGGUUGUCAAGGAUGCGCAAUGCUCGGAUGCCGGCAUAUACAGUUGCUGUGCUACUUACCUCCAACCUGAGGGUGGGACUGAAAAGUUUACGAAGUCUCAGGAUGUAAAUGGUAAAUUUUUUACUUUUUUUUUUUAAGUUAGAUAGUUGUUUUUUUUUUUUUUACAAGCUGUGUUAAUCUAAGACGCUACCAUUUAGACAGUGUGCAGAAAGGGUGGUUUUAACUGAAAUUACCGUUUCUUCAUUCACGGAGUAGUAGCCCAUAGAUACAAAGUACGCGUAGAAAAUAAAUGUACUGAAACUCUCGAACCUUGAAUGCACCGUGUGUUUGUUAAAGGUGCACACCUCCAGCCGCUGCGCGCUCUUAUUUGUGUAGAGCAAGAUGUCGAGCAUGGAUAUUGAUGUGUAAUCGGUGCGCACCGAAGGGUGUGUUUUCUUGUGCGUCUUCCUGUGCAGGGUGCGUCUUCGGUGUUAGUUUCGGGGGUAAUGCUUUGGGCGCCCUGACCUGGUGUCUUGGCUGUCUUUGAAUACACGCCAUUUCUUCGGCAGUUAGAGUCUGCUUUUUAUGUGAGCAGGUUAUGAUUGCUAUUCGCUUCUGAGUUUCUAUGAAUCUUUUAAUUGUUGCAUGGCCAGAGGAUAAAUAAUUUGGAUAAGACUUAAUGUUGAUCUUGGAGUAGGCCCUAUGUUAGGCUUAAUGAGAUCAUGACUUAUGAACAUGUAAAGGAGUUUUACCGUAAAAACUCAAUCGCUGCGGGCUCGUCCGAAGAUAUGUUGGGAUAUCUUGUUACAAAUUGGUCUCUCGACGGAGAAAAAAAUUGUUUAGUUGACCAUUAAUUGGCUCGUUACGCAAUUGUUUCAUCAAUAGGUGAAGAAGGGGGUCGUGUUUGAAAAAGCUUACAGGUCAAUUCUAAGAUUGGUUUAAUAAGGCUAAACAAAGUAACACAGUUAUGCUGUCUAUUUUUUUACCAAAAAUUACCGUUAUGGAAGUGGAUUGUGUCAACGGAGAGGAAGUCUGGUCGACUAAUAUGAAAUUUUGUUUAGAGAAAGGGACCACGAAGACUAUGCGGGCCAUCCUUCAACUGAAUAUCAGGUCUAUGGUUUUUUUUUCUGAUUGCUUUAGUUUCAUUGGUGCGUUUCCGUACCGGAAACAGUUUGCACAAUGAUAUGCGGAGCCAGAUAUGCGAGCCGGGAUGACGACUGUUGUCCAUUUCUAUGUGUACGGGGAUCCGUAUAUUUAAGCAAUGAGUGGUUAUCCGGCGAAAUUCACAUUCGCUACAGGUUGAUCAGAGCUUCCCUUCCGUUGACACAGUACAUUUCCAGAAACGGGUUAAUUUCCUAUCGUCGUUUGUUUCAAAUAAUUUUGUUUAUUUUUUUAUUACCAGUCUCUGAAUUGUUCUUUCCCUUUUUUUUUUGUUGAAACAAGGUCAGUGUUUACGCUGCUCAAGUAUGAAUACUGUUUCCUUAGUGGAGAGACCAUUUCCAACAACAACCACCCAUCGCAUAGUUCAUUUCACUUCUGUGUUCGCGCGGCAGUUGGAGGAAUGGACCGUUGACGAAACAAGUCACGGGUUCAAGAUACUCGAGUUUCAGUACAUCUUGUUUCGGCGCCAACUGUGAACGUUGUGUGGAAAUUUUAAGCGUGCAAUGAUACGCAAUGAUUACAAGUGGGGGACAAUUAUGGAUGAAGACACAUUAACAAUGUACUCCCACACACUCUUUGACACACACGUUCUUGACACACACUCUUUUGAAACACACUCUCUUGACACACACUCUCUAGAGACACAAUCUCUUGACAUACUCUCUUGACACACACUUUCUUAACGUACACUCUCUUGAUAUACACUCUCUUGACACACCCUCUCUAGAGACACAAUCUCUUGAUAUACACUCUCUUGACACACACUUUCUUAACGUACACUCUCUUGAAAUGCACUCUCUUGACACACACUCUCUAGAGACACAAUCUCUUGACAUACACUCUCUUGACACACACUUUCUUAACGUACACUCUCUUGACAUGCACUCUCUUGACACACACUCUCUAGAGACACAAUCUCUUGACAUACACUCUCUUGACACACACUUUCUUAACGUACACUCUCUUGAAAUGCACUCUCUUGACACACACUCUCUAGAGACACAAUCUCUUGACAUACACUCUCUUGACACACACUUUCUUAACGUACACUCUCUUGACAUGCACUCUCUUGACACACACUCUCUAGAGACACAAUCUCUUGACAUACACUCUCUUGACACACACUUUCUUAACGUACACUCUCUUGAAAUGCACUCUCUUGACACACACUCUCUAGAGACACAAUCUCUUGACAUACUCUCUUGACACACACUUUCUUAACGUACACUCUCUUGACACACACUCUCUAGAGACACAAUCUCUUGACAUAUACUCUCUUGACACACACUUUCUUAACGUACACUCUCUUGACAUGCACUGUCUAGAGACACAAUCUCUUGACACACACUUUCUUAACGUACACUCUCUUGACACACACUCUCUAGAGACACAACCUCUUGACAUACACUCUCUUGAAACACACUUUCUUAACGCAUACUCUCUUGACAUGCACUCUCUUGACACACAUUCUCUAGAGACACAAUCUCUUGACAUACACUCUCUUGACACACACUUUCUUAACGUACACUCUCUUGACAUGCACUGUCUAGAGACACAAUCUCUUGACAUAUACUCUCUUGACACACUUUUUCUUACAGAGACUUAUUUGACAUACACUUACUCGACAUACUCUUACUUGACAUAAACCUUUUUCCCCACACACUCUUGACAUACGCUGUCCCAACACACAUCUCUUGCUGCACACUCUCCUAACCUACCCUCUCUUACACACACUCUGUUUGCACAUCCUCUCUUUAGACAAGCUCUACUAACAGAUACUCUUUUGACAUACACUCUCUACACACAAACUCUCUUGACAUACACUCCAGCAGUGACAUCUGCGCUUUUUAGCGAUUUAAGCAAUAAACCUCAUGUAACGCUUAAAUCAACUUAACACAUUAUUUAAAACGUCUUAUUGUGCUUUACAUUAAAACUUGUGUUUACUGUUCAACACAGCAAGUACAGAAGCCCCAGUGCUUACGUUAGACCCCCACAAUGGCAAGGCGCCUGACGUCUCUACUAAUACGAAGGGAGAAAUUGUCAAAUUGAAGUGUACAUUUGAGGUAGAUGGAAAAAUAUAUCUUUUGAAAUUAAUUGUCCUUUUCUUGUUGAAAAGCAUUUAUUUUCAAUUUUUAUGCUUGAUAUUAAAUCCUAGGGCAGCUGUUCUCAAAAUGUGGGUGGCGACACCUUUGCGGGCCCAAUGGCUUUUCACAGGGGUCGCGUAAGAUCAUCGGAAAACAUAUAUACGCUAGAGUUAUGAAGUUUCAACUGAAUAAUUUUUGCGUUUGGGGGUCGCUAUAACUUGCGGAACUGUAUUAAAAGGUCGCGGCAUUAGGAUGGUUGAGAGCCGUAUACUAUUGGCAUGUAAUUUGUUUCGUGAUAACAUCCUCUCUAGCUUUGGUUCACAACAAGGACCGACUGGAACCUACUAAUAAGACGCUUGUCAUGGACGUUUUUUUUAUUUGUUCUUCCAGCUGGGUUUUCCAACAUGAUCUCUUUCUCAUUUAACUCUGACCAUCACGGUGCGUGUUCUGUGCUUGUCCAGUCGGCCCACUGUAUUUUUCUUUAAAUGUACCGACAAAAAAGUUGUUUGGACUAGACUCAGAAAUCUUUUUUUUCUGCUCUCCGUCUUACAGCUCUCUCGUACUACUCUCUGUCUUACAGCUCUCUCGUACUACUCUCUGUCUUACAGCUCUCUCGUACUACUCUCUGUCUUACAGCUCUCUCGUACUACUCUCUGUCUUACAGCUCUCCUUUUUACUGCGCUCAGUCUUCCUGCUCUCUAUGUUACUACACUGAUGGACUGUCCUCAGUUUAAUGCUCUCUACAUUACUGCUCUCUGUCUUACUACUCUCUGUCUUACUGCUCUCUAUCUUACUGCUCUCUAUCUUAAAGCUUGACUACUGACGAUUUUAUUUUUACAAAAUAUUUUAUUGGUUACAACAAUGUCUGUACCUCAUUCUUUCAACAGGCAUAAACAACUUAGCACGUUGUUGUAGUUUCUUUUUCUAUUAUUGUAUCUGUCAAUCAAUUGGUCAAUCAAUCUGUCAAGCAAUCUGUUUAUCAGCCUGCUAAUCAUUGCAGACGUUUAAGUGCAUUUGAUUUUUUAUUUUAUUUAUUGCAUUUAAAGGGUCCUGGUGGUCUUGUGUUGAGCUGGCUGACCGGACCCAGUGGCGGAAGCAAGUUUGUGCCCUACCCGACCAAGGAAGACAUUCAAUCGGUGACACCACGUCCUACUGAACAGCCAGUGGGAUGUGGCGAAUACGAGUCGACACUGACUUUCAAAGUACCAGCUGUGGACACAGUCUACAUGUGUGUGGUAAAAGAUGGCCAAGAAGAGGCCAGUCGGAAGAACUUCAAAAUUUUGGUCAAACCAGGUAUGAGGGGAUUUUUUUUUUUUUUUUUUUUUAAAUUUUAUUUUAAGAGUGUUCAUAAAGGACAUACGCAAAAAGAUAUGCACUAUUUUCCACCCCUUUUCCAUUACCACCCUUGNUUGUGUUAUUAAUUCUUUUUUUUUAUUGGGUGGUAAAGAAAGGAAGAAAAAAAAAAGGGGGGGGGGGCAGAGAGCUAAUUGCACGCACACACUGGGUUGUCCAAAUAGUACGGGCAUAACAGCGGGGGUGGUGGCUGACAGCUGGUUGUACGUACACAAUGGGUUGCCCUAAAAGUUUAAUUUAAAAGAUUACGGUUUUGAUCUUUUUAGACAGUCAAACUCCAAAAGAAUCCUUACUUCUUACUUAGCUUUGGUUUGCCUUGAUGUCUGACUUGAACGCCCCAAUUAUCACUCUAUUUGUGUCAUCAUUGUAUUACUCAUUUUAGACCUUGGCUAUAAUUUUUUUGAAAUCGUGUGAAUAUUUUCUUUUUUGAGAAAAGUCAUUUAGCUUAAUGAUUUCUAUCAACACGAACAAAGGUCAAGGUAGGGCUUUUUUUUUUUUUCUUAUGGAGACUUAUGGAUUAACGGUAGUUAUCAACGAUGUGGGGGGGGGGGUUGAUUUUAUCUCUACCUCCUUGAUAGGCAAAAUUUAAAGCAAUGAUGUUGACCAAAAGAUUUAUUCACAUUGACAAUACUGACGUCUUAUUUAAACCAUAGCAGUGAACCGUAUAAAAGGGAGUUAAUGUAUCAUAGUAAAAAAAAAAUUGUCUGUGAGACUUGUGUGUGUUUUUCUUUAGUAGCAGGAUAAGAGAUAAACAUGUUAUUGUAGUUUCCCAAAACUAUACGAUGCAUAAAAUACCCAAGAACAAACUUUUAAGUUGGGCUUAUUUAGUACGAGUAACGUUUGCAGUAUGUAUUUAUCAAAAGAAAUGUGUCCAAAGAAUAUUUCCUCUUUUUUUCUACUCUAGAAACUCGCAACACAGGCACGGCAUUGGAUCAGCGGUUGUGCGGGAAUUUGUUUCUGAUGGAAGUGCUCCUGUGGUCAACAAUUCUCAAGUGUCACCUGGUCUAAGACGAAUUACUCGCCAAGCU
Lymnaea stagnalis (great pond snail) is the source of this 9011-nucleotide messenger RNA. The record is from the annotation of a GenBank genome assembly. NCBI's taxonomy places the organism in Eukaryota, Metazoa, Mollusca, Gastropoda, Lymnaeidae.